AUUUAGUCCUCCUUGAUCUCUCUUUCUUUCCCACUCAUUUUAUGCAAUUCUACUGGACAACUCGUACAUUCUUUUUAUCUGAUUCCUUGCGGUCCAGCACAGCUUUCGUUUGACAUAGAAAAGAAGAGAGAGAAGAUGGCACUGGGUACGUGGGAAACAAGCUACCCCUCAUUUCCUAACUUUGGAUGACAACAUCAUCUCCAGAUUGCUACGUGAAGAUGUUCUACCUUAGAGUUUUGGAGCUUGAUCUCCCUUCCUUAAAUCAAUCAAUUGCCAUUCAAUGGUUAAUAUGUUGAUCUUGAACAGUCACCGCUGCCACCGUGGCGGCCACAGCUGCUACAGCCAUGUAUCUUGAUGCAAAGCACGCUAUACGGAAAGACCUCACCGAACUACGAAGCCAGCAGAGGGCCAUGAAAAUGUACGCCGGAGCCAUUGAAAGCAACCGCCAAGCGCUAUAUUACCUCUUCGAAGAGUCCGUAAAGAGACGACUCAACGACGAGUGUCUAUGGUCUCGGGAAGGCUGCUACACCUGGGCGCAGACCUACGAGCGCGCCAAUCAAUGGGCGCAAUGGUACCUCUCUCAAGGCGUAAAGCCAGGUGACAUCAUCAGCUUCUACCUGAUGAACUCGCCAGAUUUUAUCUUCGCCUGGAUGGGACUCUGGGCGAUUGGCGCCGCGCCCGCAAUGAUCAACUAUAACCUUGCAGGGAAGGCGCUGCUCCAUUCUCUGGGGGUGGCGGGGUCGCAGAUUCUGUUGGUGGAUGGGGAAGAGGAGCUGGUGAAUAGGGUUGAGGAUGCGAGGGGGGAGAUUGAGAGGGGGUUGACGAUGAAGAUUUUUGUUUUGGAUCGGGAGUUCAAGGAGGGGAUUCGUGCGAUGAAGGCAGAGAGGCCGGAUGAUUCCUACAGAGAUGGGGUAAAGGGGAAUUGGCCUAUGUGCAUAUUCUAUACAAGUGGCACGACGGGCAUGGCGAAGGGUGUUCCCUUCAAUGUCGACAGAGGAUAUCAAGUAGGUGUUACAAGAGCAGCAGGCGGAAGUCGACUUCGAGACGAUGACCGAUGGUAUAACUGCAUGCCCAUGUAUCACGGCACUGGAGGCGCUUUGGCGGCCUCCCUGAUGAUGAAUGGAACAACCCUCUGCCUCGGAAAGCGGUUCAGCACCUCGAAAUUUUGGGGUGAGGUGCACGACUCCCGCGCUACAUGGAUAACGUACGUUGGAGAAACUGCCCGAUACCUGCUCGCAGCGCCGCCGUCGCCGCUCGAUAAGGACCACCACGUCCGAGGCAUGUACGGAAAUGGUCUCCGUCCAGACGUAUGGAUCAGAUUCCGCGAGCGCUUUGGAGUCCCCGAGGUUGGGGAGUUCUUUAACUCCUCGGAGGGCGUCUUCGGCCUUAUCAAUUACUGCAAUGGCGAUUACCUCGCGGGAUGUGUGGGCCAUCAUGGGGCCAUCAGUAGAUUCCUAAACAGGAAUACCAUGGUUCCUGUGCUCGUUGACCAGGCCACCGGUGCCAUUGUGCGAGAUCCCAAGACGGGAUUUGCACUCCGCCAGCCAUACGAAAGGGGCGGCGAGAUCAUCGUCGCUGUCCCGGACGUCAGCGUGUUCGCCGGCUACUACAAGAACCCGGAAGCGACGAUGAAGAAGUUUGAGAGAGACGUCUUCCAGAAGGGCGAUCUGUGGUAUCGAUCCGGUGACGCCUUGCGCAGGACUGACGACGGCCGCUGGUUCUUCCUGGACCGCUUAGGUGAUACCUUCCGCUGGAAGGGCGAGAACGUCAGCACCGCCGAGGUGGCCGAAGUCCUGGGCAGAUUCCCCGGCGUUGUGGAAGCCAAUGUGUAUGGGGUUGAGCUGCCCGCACACGAUGGCCGUGCGGGCUGCGCAGCCGUUUAUAUCGAUCCUAAUUUUAGAAGGGACUUCGAUUACGCCGGCCUCUUGAAGCACGCACGUACCCACCUCCCCCGCUACGCCGUCCCCAUCUUCCUACGCAUCGUGCAGGAAAUGACACCGAUCCAUAACAACAAGCAGAACAAGGUGCCUCUCCGCGCAGAAGGCGUCGAUCCCGCGAAAGUCAAGCCCGAGGAUAAGUUGCUCUGGAUCGAGCAUGGAAAGGGGGACACAUAUUCAGAGUUCCUGGAGCGGCACUGGGAGGAUCUGACGCGGGGAAGAGCGAAGUUGUAGAGUGGUUGAGUGAGUGGCUGCUUGGGAACUUUAAGGGGGGGUGGGGGGGGGGUCAUUUAUGGAUGGUGAGGUUGAGGAUUAUAGGAGGCAGGGGCUUCGGUUUGAUGGGAUGAUUGUUCUUUAAUUUGAUGGUUAUUCGCAGGAGGUAGAUAAGGUAGAUGAGAUCAGUGCACACGGAUCUUACUAUGUGAUUAAUCAAUCAUACCCAGCAAGAGUACGAAAGUAGCUACACCUUAAUUUCCAACCAGCUCUCAAUCACGGAACGAGUUCUGGGCUAUUAAGAGCUCUGGGUUUACGUUGGGAUGCAGGGCAGUAAAAAAAGAAGAGACUGGAAAAAAAGGGGGGGG
Messenger RNA from Amorphotheca resinae ATCC 22711, 2518 nucleotides. RefSeq lists its product as hypothetical. The transcript has 5 exons. The coding region runs from base 345 to 2171 and encodes 608 amino acids. NCBI's taxonomy places the organism in Eukaryota, Fungi, Ascomycota, Leotiomycetes, Helotiales, Amorphothecaceae. Gene Ontology annotation, molecular function: long-chain fatty acid-CoA ligase activity; long-chain fatty acid transmembrane transporter activity. The record is from RefSeq and is a predicted model, not a curated record.